UGUCAUAGUAAGGUGGACUACUAUGGUCGACUAGUGUUAGCUAGACUGAAUCUGGCUCAACACGACUUGUGUAGUGUCUUUUAGGAUAUCCAGGUACACUUUUAUCAAUUCAAACGUCAGUUUACAUAAUAGGAAAGCCUGAGGAUAGUAUGGACAAGUCAAACAUAGUUACAUGCACCGCUCCUGUGAAUAUAGCGGUCAUCAAAUACUGGGGCAAGAGAAAUGAAGAAUUAAUUCUACCCAUUAACUCGUCGUUGAGCGUCACAUUGCAUCAAGACCAGCUGAAAACAACAACAACAGUUGCAACCAGCAGAUCAUUUCAGGAAGAUCGAAUAUGGCUCAAUGGCAAAGAGGAGGACAUAAACCAUCCAAGAAUACAGUCCUGUCUGAGAGAGAUUCGACGAUUAGCAAGGAAGAGACGUAGUGAUGGGGACCCCGGUUUUGAUUUGACUAGUUUGUCUCAUAAAGUCCACAUCUGCUCUGUGAAUAACUUCCCCACCGCUGCUGGCCUCGCCUCCUCAGCUGCUGGAUUUGCUUGUCUGGUUUACACUCUGGCCCAGGUGUUUGGCAUAGAAGGGGAGUUGUCUGGGAUUGCUCGGCAGGGCUCAGGCAGCGCAUGCCGGAGUAUGUACGGAGGGUUUGUCCAGUGGAUCAUGGGCCAGAAAGACGAUGGCAAGGACAGUCUGGCCCAGCAGGUGGAGCCAGAGACUCACUGGCCUGAGCUCAGAAUCCUUGUACUCGUGGCCAGUGCUGAGAGGAAGCCAAUUGGCAGCACCUCUGGGAUGCAAACCAGUGUACAAACAAGCUGUCUCUUAAAGCACCGGGCUGAGUCUGUUGUCCCAGGCCGGAUGGUAGAGAUGACUGAAGCGGUGCAAAGAAAGGACUUUGCUGCAUUUGCUGAACUAACCAUGAAAGACAGUAACCAGUUCCACGCCACCUGCCUUGACACAUACCCUCCCAUCUUCUACCUCAACAAUGUGUCUCAACAGGUUAUCAGUUUGGUGCAUCGGUAUAACAGACACCACGGGGAGACAAGGGCGGCCUACACAUUUGAUGCAGGACCCAACGCUGUGAUCUUCAUUCUGCAGCAGCAUGUUCCUGAGUUUGUUCAGGCAGUUCAACAUUUCUUCCCCCCAGAGAGCAAUGGAGGACAGUUUAUUAAGGGUCUUCCAGUUAACCAUGCUGCUCUUUCUGAGGAGCUGAAACGGGCUAUUGGUCUAGAGCCCAUGCCAAAGGGAAUAAGCUACAUUAUUAGUACCAAGGCUGGACCAGGCCCUUGUGUUGUGGAAGAUCCCGCUCAGCAUCUACUUGGAUCUGAUGGGUUGCCUAAGAAAACUGCGUGAUGCUCUGCAGCCCUGAAUGGACAAAGUCCCACUGAGCAAUAAUAAAGCAGAGAUAAAAUGUGCAUUAGUCAUAUAUAACUAGGUUUUUACAAAUCACAGCAACAGCAGGUACUUUCCUCACCACUGUGGAUGCUAAUGUCUUUGUUUAAUUAUCAAUACGUGUCUCUCAUCUCUCUGUCAAUUCUGUGAUAUUAAAUAAAUAUAUUUUAGACAAUAUAA
Dicentrarchus labrax (European seabass) is the source of this 1562-nucleotide messenger RNA. RefSeq names its product mevalonate (diphospho) decarboxylase a (gene mvda). Gene Ontology annotation, cellular component: cytosol. The record is from RefSeq and is a predicted model, not a curated record. The transcript is spliced from 10 exons. NCBI's taxonomy places the organism in Eukaryota, Metazoa, Chordata, Actinopteri, Moronidae. Bases 150 to 1343 code for a protein of 397 amino acids. Gene Ontology annotation, biological process: isopentenyl diphosphate biosynthetic process, mevalonate pathway; isoprenoid biosynthetic process. Gene Ontology annotation, molecular function: diphosphomevalonate decarboxylase activity; ATP binding.